ACUUUAGUGAUUAAUAACAUUUUUAAAGUUUAACCUAUAUAUAUGUUGUAUGUGCUUUACUGUUUUAAACCUAGAACAUUUGGUAAAUCACAGAUUCAACAAAUUGUAAUAAAAAAAAUUUAAUUAAUAAUAAUUAUUAAACAUUUUACUCAUGCACAUAUCCACAUCACAGUUUUGGAAGCGAAUAUUGAAACGGUGUAAUGGAUUGAAACUAGUUAAUUUUCAAACAUAUUUAAAACCGCAUAGAAUUAAUUUAUCUAUCGCAAGAAACAAAGUGCAAAUUACAAUGUUCAAUGAACAAUUUUUAGAAUUAGAAACGUUACGUUCUAAAGUAGAUGAUUUAUGUUGGUUGCAUAAAGUUGCACCAGGAUUUCCUGUAAAUGGUUCAAAGAUUACGAUAAUUCAUGAACCUGUUCAUUUUUAUGGCACAUUAAUAGAAAAAUGUAAAUCUGCUAAAAAUAGAAUAACUUUUGCAUCCUUGUAUAUUGGAACUGGAAAGUUAGAAUCUGAAUUGGUAGAAACAAUAGAGCAGGCUAUUAUUUCAAGCAAUGGAAAUAUUAAAGCUAAAUUUUUAUUAGAUUAUAUGAGAGGUUCUAGAGGUAAGCAAAAUUCACGCAAAAUGUUAGAACCAUUGUUAAAAGGAAAAUAUGCACAUUGUUCCGAAGUAUUUCUUUAUCAUACACCUAAACUUCGUGGACUUUUAAAGGCUAUUAUGCCAGAUCGAUUUAAUGAAGUUAUAGGUUUACAACAUAUGAAAUUAUAUAUGAUAGAUAACACUUUAAUAAUUAGUGGUGCAAAUUUAAGUAACGAUUAUUUCACAAAUCGGCAGGACCGAUAUUUUGUAAUAGAGGAUGCUAAAGAACUCUGUGAUUUUUAUGAUGAUUUAGUUCAAAGGGUGGGAGAGUUUAGUUUUGUUUUACAAUCGGAUGGUACUACGAAGUUAAAUUCAACAUUAAAUUCUCAUCCAUGCGAAGGACCUAAGCAAGAAUUUCCUGAAGAAGCUGCGCACAGAAUAAAAACACUUUUUCAAAGUGAAAUACAAAAACGUAUCGAACUUAACAAACAAAAAGAAGCUUCGAAUGCGGAUACUUGGGUUUUUCCGUUAGUGCAAAUGGGACAACUUAAUAUACAACACGAUAGCGAAGUAACAUUAAAAUUGUUACAGUCAGCUCCAUUGGGAGCUAGACUUAAAUUAGCAACUGGAUAUUUUAAUUUGACUACAGAUUAUAUCAGUGCUGUACUUAAACAGUGUCAGGCUACCUGCGAUCUUCUAACUGCACAUCCUACAGCUAAUGGAUUUUUUAGUGCAAAAGGUAUAGCAGGCGUUAUUCCAGCAGCUUACACAAAAAUAGAAGAAUUGUUUUAUAAAACGUGCGAAAGAUUAGGUCAACAAGAGAGAGUAACAUUAUGGGAAUUUAUUAAACCAGGAUGGACAUAUCACGCCAAAGGACUUUGGUAUUUUUUACCAGGUCAACAAAGACCUUGUUUAACUCUUGUCGGAUCACCUAAUUUUGGUUACAGAUCAGUUAAUAGAGAUUUGGAGACACAAGUUGCGAUUGUGACUAAAAAUGAAAAAUUACAAGCAGCUUUGCAAGAAGAACAAGAACGUUUGUUUACGUUUGCUAAAUUAGUUACAGAAAGAACAUUUUAUCAAGAAGAUCGCAUAACUCCUGCUUGGGUACGCACAACGGUUGUUUUAUUUCGAUACUUUUUUUAAUGUUUAUAACAAUUUAAAUUGUUUAUAUUCCAAUGAUUUUACUCAAGGACCGAUAAUAUACCCCCUCAAUUUACUUCAUUAUAAUUAACUUUGUAUUACGUUAAUAUUUAUAAUAGUUAUAAAUAGAUUAUGCUAUCAUCGGA
Molecule: messenger RNA, 1860 nt
Organism: Polistes dominula (European paper wasp)
Lineage: Eukaryota; Metazoa; Arthropoda; Insecta; Hymenoptera; Vespidae
Gene: PGS1
Product: Phosphatidylglycerophosphate synthase 1
Biological process (GO): cardiolipin biosynthetic process
Cellular component (GO): mitochondrion
Molecular function (GO): CDP-diacylglycerol-glycerol-3-phosphate 3-phosphatidyltransferase activity
Source: RefSeq, a predicted model, not a curated record